GCCGUUAUUGUCGCGACCGCGCUCGCAUCGCACGCACGAGUUCGAAAGUGAAAUCCGAAGGUGCACACUGAGUAACAAAACAACAACUAAAUCCCGGAAAUAAUUACAAAUCGCAUCGUAAUUGCCACACAUCUAGUUAUUGUUAUAGCUCGUCGGAAAUCAGUUCGUAGUGCGUUUCAAGCUUUAAAACAAAUCAAAAACUUUAAAUUUACAGUUUUAAUUCGCGAAUUAAAGUAAAACAAAAAUAAAAUAAAAAUGCGUCCACCACAAUUCGGUGAGGAUAUUACCAACCAGACCAACAACGAAAAUGUUGAUCCCCGGAUGGGCGCCAUGAUGAUUUGCACGCGUCUUGCCGGAAGGGCGAUUAUAAGGGUUGUGGGGAGGUGUAACGAGGCGCAAGAGAAUGAAAAAUUAGAUCUCUCAGAAUGUCAACUAAUGCAAGUUCCCGACGCGGUUUACCAUCUGAUGAGACACACCGAGCUGAAAUCGUGUGAUUUAAGCGGUAAUGACAUCACGAAAAUCUCGCCCAAGUUUACCGUGAAAUUCAGCCUCAUCUCCAGCCUUAACCUAUCACACAAUCAAAUGGCCAAGUUGCCUGAAGAGAUAAAAGAUCUUGCAAACCUCACACGACUGGAUAUCUCACACAAUAGUUAUAUUUCCCUACCGGAUGCCAUCUUCAAGAUACCGAAUCUUCAAGAGUUGAACGCCAGCCACAAUUAUAUCACAGACGUGGAAAUUGACUUGAUAAAAGCCGCCCCAUCGUUGCAAGUGUUAGAUUUAUCCGUAAAUCCACUCACACCACGAUGCCACGACCAUUUGAGUUCGAUUUCCGCGGUGAGAGUUACGCUGACGCCGCGCGAGAAGGAAGACUGGGAGGAUCUCACUAUUUAGUCCACAAUCACAACCAAAAUCUAUACUAAUCGCGUGUAAGGUGUAAAUAUGACUAUUGUGAGGCAAUAAUUAAUGUAAGAUUAACUCACUGCCAUAAAAUCCUCGCGAAACGCGCGAAUUUUAUUCAUUUUUGUGCGUUUUCGAUGAUUUGACGAGGAUUAACGGUAGUAAAAUGCGUCCUAUUUGCAAACAAAUCAUGCUACGGUGAUAAAAUGUACUCUCUCUUCCCAUUAGUCUUCCUGUAUAUCUGAUAUGUAGUUUGUAGUUUGUAUUUUUAUACUCUAACUUUAUUUUUUGUUGGUUUUUUCUUCAUUUUGUUACUUAUUUGUACUUAUUUGUACUUAAAAAUGUCGUGUAUUAACAUACGUGUGACUUAGUGUGGAAUUCUAAUGAUAGUUUUAUGUUUACAUGUUUUUGUGCGGCCGAAAAUUAAUAACAAACGGGAUCCAACCGACGUCUAGUCAACUAUUUUGUGAUCGCGGACGAGCUUUAAGCGUAACUUUUGUAUUUGAUUGUAUUAUUACUUCGUAUGACAAUAUUGACGAACAAUAAAUAUGUAUUGAAUAUGUAA
Dalotia coriaria is the source of this 1462-nucleotide messenger RNA. RefSeq names its product leucine-rich repeat protein soc-2 homolog. The transcript is spliced from 3 exons. Bases 256 to 891 code for a protein of 211 amino acids. The record is from RefSeq and is a predicted model, not a curated record. Lineage: Eukaryota; Metazoa; Arthropoda; Insecta; Coleoptera; Staphylinidae. Gene Ontology annotation, molecular function: protein binding.